This is a messenger RNA of Mytilus trossulus (common blue mussel), 1512 nucleotides long. Its product is annotated as transient receptor potential cation channel subfamily M member-like 2. Gene Ontology annotation, molecular function: monoatomic cation channel activity. The coding region runs from base 33 to 1493 and encodes 486 amino acids. Lineage: Eukaryota; Metazoa; Mollusca; Bivalvia; Mytilida; Mytilidae. The record is from RefSeq and is a predicted model, not a curated record. Gene Ontology annotation, cellular component: plasma membrane. The transcript is spliced from 9 exons. Gene Ontology annotation, biological process: monoatomic cation transmembrane transport; metal ion transport.
GCGCAUUAUUGGCCAGCAGUGUAUACAAGAGAAUGGCAGCCAGUGCUAAUGACCAGGCAACAAAGUCUGACAUGAUUGCACAGUCAAGGCUGUUUGCAGAUAGAGCAUUAGAUUUGCAAUCGAGAUUGUAUGAUGAUGACGCUGAGCUUGCAAUGGAUUUAGUUAUCACAGAACACAUCGUUUGGGAUAUCACUAUAAGCCCAAUGCAGUGUGCCUAUGAGCAUGAUAUGCUGGACGUUCUUGCUCAAACAUGCCCUCAACGACGUUUAAAUAAAAUAUGGUAUAGCGGAAUUAGUUCUAGUCUCGGAGGUUUUUGGAAGAAAGGCUGUUCAAAUAUUUGGUGCUGCUGUUGCAAGAAAUGUUCACCGUAUGAAGGACCAAAGGUUUUUGUUGCUCCUCUUACCAGAUUUUUGCUACAUUACGUAUUAUUUUUUGGUGCUUUGGUAUGUUACAGUGCCUUCCUUUUAGAAAUGGAUGUAUAUCAUGGAGUAGAAUCAAUUGGUUUCUACGAAAAGGCUAUUUAUUUGUAUCUAGUUGGAGAUAUUUUUGAAGAGUACAGAAAUUUGUUUCAGAAAGAUGCUAUUGUUGUAACGAAGAUAAGUAAAUCUACACAUGACAAAAAAUUACGUCAUUCACGAUGGUAUAGAUUGAAGAAAUAUUUGUUAAAUGUCUGGAACAUUCUAGAUGUUCUAUCAUAUACGCUGACUAUCGUGGCUAUAUUUGUUCGUGUGUUCAGGUCAACAAAAACAAACAAGACAUACAGACGUGUUUUCAGCAUGAGUCUAUUUGCGAUGUACAUGAGAUUUCUCCAUGUCCUGUUAAUGUCAAGGAAAGUUGGGCCAAAAAUCAUCAUGAUCAAAGAAAUGUUAAAGGAUCUCUUUCGAUUUAUUGGGAUUUUAUUUGUAUUCAUGGUUGGUGUUGGAGUUCUGUAUCAUGCAAAUAUGUACCCACAACACGAAGACAUGUGGAGUUCAGGAGAAUGGAGGCACUGGAGAAUAUGGAAAAUCAUUUAUAUUCCAUACUGGCAAAUAUAUGGAGAUCCUAUGUUGGAACAGUUUGAGGCAAAUAGUACUACGCCAUGUACCACAAUACAGAGCGAAUGGGAAAGUAAUCCUGCCAUGGAACGGUGCAAUGAGUAUGAUUGGAUACUCGUUGUGAUAACUGCUUUGUAUAUGUUGAUGUCAAACCUUCUCCUUGUCAAUCUUCUGAUAGCGGUAUUCAGCUAUCGAUUUGAACGGGUCCAGGAAAUCUCAGAGAAAUUAUGGCGUUACCUUAGAUAUGAAGUCAUUAUGGAUUACCGCACUAGGAUACCUGCUCCCCUUAAUCUUGUGAUAAGACCAAUAAACAUCGCAUACAGGUGCAUCAUGUGCAUUAAGAAUCAAAUAAAGAAAGACAAAGAAAAAGAUGACAAAGCUGCCUCUCAUAAAAGAGCGUUAGAUAAGAUCAACACACUUCAAUCAUUGAAUGCAAUUAAAUGUGUCCACAAGUUUUGAAAGGACAGACAGCAGAAAC